GCAGCCCGGCUGGCUGCCAUGGCAGCACACCAGCCCCCAACCUGCCCUUCCAGGAGCCCCUCACUGCUGCUGGUUCUUGUUGUGACAGCACUAACUUUCACUUCUGCAAUGAAUCAAAAUAUAGCUGAGAUUACGUGUGUAUUUAUCAGCCAGAAGAAUGAAGGUUCAAGAACACCAGAGACAUCAGUAUCUCCUAAGAUUUCUAAUAUUUUGGAAGAUCUUGGUUGUUAUUUGAAUUCUCAAGGAACAGAGAACAUCUAUGAACCAACUAAAAAUGUGGAAGUCAAUGUGUUUGAAGAUGUUGAAUUGAGAGUGAUAAUGAACAUUUCAGAGAUCAUUUCAUGCCUGUGGUUCUUUAAAGAGAAACGAGCUUGUAAACCUUCACUGGACUCGGAGAACCGAUAUGUUACUUCCUUGGCUUUUUCCCAAAUAAGAGAAACACAAGCUGGAAAACACACUCUCUCGGUCAUAAGUGAAAACAGUAAUUACACAAUAAUAUUUACUGUUCUUGUCCGAAAGAAACCAGGGAAACCCUAUUUCAGGAAAAGUGAAAAACUAGAUGCUAUACAGUGCAUAUCGGAGAGCUACCCCCAGCCGUCUUUGGAGUGGAUAUUUUGCAAAACCCCUGAAGAGAGUUGCCCUAAUAAAAUGCAGGAAGAAACUGGGGACAUACAUGGCAUACAGAAGGUACAACAUGGAUUACAUGAGGAUGAAUUAUUUCAAACAUACAUAUGGUGCUGUGCAGUUAAUGAGCUGGGCAGAGAAUGCACCAGCCUGUUUACAAUAGAUUUAAAUGAAAGACAUGCAGCACCUUUACCUGAAUUACUUCUUAAAGUUGGAGAACCAUUGCUGAUCAGAUGCAGAGCUGUUUAUCCUAAUUAUAGAUUCAGAAUUAAAUUAUCUUUUGAAAACAAGGAACUGCAGCAGGAUCGCCGUUUUGAAGGAUUAGAGUAUCAAGCAGAUCACUCGGCGGUUCGGAUUCAGUAUGCAUUUGCUUCAGCAGCAGGGAGAAACGAUAGUGGACAUUACACCUGUUCUUCUACAGUACAUCCAAGUCAAACUGCUCUGAUUACAGUUUUAGAAAAGGGGUUUAUAAACGUAACUGACUCUAGAGAGGAUUUUGAAAUUGGUGAAGAAAAGUUUUGCUUUGAAGUUAACCUUACAGCAUAUCCAACCAUUAGGUGCAUGUGGCUAUUUUCCCAAAAAACAUUUCCAUGUGAGCAAAGUUGCAGUGUGGAUGGACUCAGCAUUUCUUCAAAGUUCUGCAACCAUCAGCACCAGCCUGGGGUAUAUGUGUUUUAUGCAGAAAAUGAUGAUACAGUCAUGACAAAAAAAUUCACUUUGUAUGUAAGAAGGAAACCUAAAGUAACCAUGCAGUUGACAUUCAAGCAGAUCUCCUGCAUUUCUGACAGUUACCCUGCCUCAUCCUGGAUUUGGAGGAACUGUCCUGAACUGAACUCAUCUAACUGUACAGAAGAAAUCACUGAGGGGAUUCAGAACUUCUUGCCAGAGAGGAGAUCCCUGGGGUCAUGGAUUUCAAGCAGUACUUUAGAUAUAAAGGAGACAGCAACAACCUUCUCUGUUGAGUGCUGCGCAAACAAUUCUGUUGGUUCGGCCUGUGAAAAGAGUUUCAUUAACCUGUCAGUUGCAGGAGCUGUUUCUUCCCCCCCGGAUAAUGCUGCAUUCUAUGCCUCUGCUGGAUUUUUCCUCUUAUUUAUUGCCUUUUUGUUUUUACUCAUUUUUCAUAAAUACAAAAAGCAAUUCAGAUAUGAAAGCCAGUUGCAAAUGAUACAGAUGAUAGGUUCAUCGGAUAAUGAGUACAUCUACAUUAACUUCAGUGAAGUUGAGUAUGAUCUCAAAUGGGAAUUUCCCAGAGAAAAUCUGGAAUUUGGGCAGGUCCUUGGUUCUGGGGCUUUUGGGAAAGUGGUGAACGCGACAGCUUAUGGAAUUAGCAAGGCGGGAGAUUCAGUCCAAGUUGCAGUCAAAAUGCUGAAAGAAAAAUCUGAUACUUCAGAAAAAGAAGCUCUAAUGUCUGAGCUGAAAAUGAUGACUCACAUUGGAAGCCAUGAAAACAUUGUGAACCUACUAGGAGCUUGCACUGUGUCAGGACCAAUCUACUUGAUAUUUGAAUACUGUUGCUAUGGUGACCUUCUGAACUACUUACGGAGCAAGAGAGAAAAAUUUCAUUGGACACUGACAGAUAUCUUUAAACAGCACAACUUCAGCUUUUACCACAAUAUCCAUUUGGACCGAAAUUCCAGCAAGGGAACUCCAUUAAAAUACGGUGUGAAUAUGACUCUAUGCAGAGAGGAUGACUUUGAAAUCACACAGCGAAGUCAAAACAUAAAUGUGGCUUCUGGAUCAAAUGGGAUUAUGCUGUAUUCUGAGGAAGAUGAAACUAAACAGGCGAACAGACAGAUGGAUGAAGAAGAGGGUUUUAAUGUGCUUACUUUUGAAGACCUUCUUUGCUUCUCAUAUCAAGUUGCCAAAGGAAUGGAGUUUCUUGAGUCCAAAUUGUGCAUUCACAGAGACCUUGCUGCCCGGAAUAUAUUAGUGACCCGUGGAAAAGUAGUGAAAAUAUGUGACUUUGGCCUUGCCAGAGAUGUAAUGAAUGACUCCAACUACAUCGUCAGGGGCAAUGCUCGCUUACCAGUUAAAUGGAUGGCUCCUGAAAGCUUAUUUGAAAGGACAUACACAAUGAAGAGUGAUGUCUGGUCCUAUGGAAUAUUACUAUGGGAAAUAUUCUCUUUGGGUGUAAAUCCCUAUCCUGGUAUUCAGGUUGAUACCAACUUCUACAAAUUAAUUCAAAGUGGAUUUAAAAUGGACCGACCAUAUUAUGCUACGAAAGAUGUCUAUUACAUAAUGCAGUCCUGCUGGGCCCUUGACUCCAGGAAAAGACCUUCUUUUUCUUGGCUGGUUUCCUCUCUUGCCUGUCAGCUGGCUGAGGCAGAAGGAGCAGUUUACCAAAAUAUGGAGAAAAGCGUUUCUACACACAGUUCCAGUUACAAAAAUAAACCACAUGUAAGCAGGGAUAAGGAAUCUCUCCUAUCUACAAUUCUGCCCCCAAAUGAAGACUCUCAGGUUGAACAAUAAUCCAGGGUCUGGAUUUAUCUUGGUAUUUUCAUAGACUCUGUGUAGCAUAAAUAUUUUAUAUCACCAGUAAGAAAAGAAAAUGUUAUCAGCUGCUGUAUCCACAUUUCUUAUGGUCCAGUCCAUAUUUCUAUUAUUUUGAGGAGAAGCCACAAAAAUUCAUUUUUCUGAGCUCAGCAAAUGCAUCUAUCACAAGACAAAAGCAGUUGUCUUUUUGCUGCUUCUUUACAACUGGAAAUUUCUUCUUUCUAGUUUGAUGUAAACUGUAUCUAAUCAAUGCAUUGAAUUCAGGCUGUUCUGGUCAAAUUGCAAGAAAACACAUGAGUAUCCAUGAUGUUUUAAUCAACGUUUACAAGCAUGGACUAUGUAUCUAAAGAAAAAUGGUGUUAUUUUCAGAAGUGCUACACACAUCUUGAUGCCAGUGAAUGUUGGAAAUAAGGACAUUUGAGUAGCUAAUUCUAGAUGCACUAGUUUUAAAAUAUCAGCCUUGUUUCUCAAAGAUCUAUAAAUGCAAGUGUGCGUGACCAUCUUAUCCUGAACAUUUCGGUUCCUGUAAAUCGCCUGAUAGAUGUCCGGUUCAGGUGAGUUGAUUUCAUCUAGCUUUACGUAUGUGGGUGGGCUCUGGUCAUCCAGGCUAUAUUUUAUAUUCACUAAUAAGAGUUAGACACUUUCAGGGAGUGAUUCCUUCUACCUAAAAAUCUAAAACAUGCAGGAGGAAUGACAUUUGAAGAUUGCAUUCUCUCUCCUUGACCUAGAAAAUUCAGAUGACUGGCUCUGACUGGAAGUCUCACUUCCACUGAGUUACAGCUAAUUCUACCCUUUGGGCUUCGCAUGUUUUAAUGUCAAAUAAAAAAUUUUAAUUUUAAAGAAAUUAUCCUCAGUAGCAACUUAGAUGUGUAACAUCAUCAUUCCCAACUCCCAGAAGUCUCCUCCUGGAUGUAUGAACCCCACUGCAAUAAGAUGAGAGUAUGCCUCUAGCUUUCUCUUGGACUUUCAUGACAAUAAUCAGAGGCUUGACAGGUUUUGAUAUAGAUAAAAAGACACAUUAUUUUCCUAGUGAAGUUUUGGGGAUUUAUAAAUACAGCUUUAUAGUGACUAACAGGAUACAUUUGUAUCCCAGUGAAUCAAGAUGAGAAUAUAUUGGUUAAUAGAUUUCUUCUCUAUUACAUGUUACCAAAUGCUAACCAUGAUUAUGACUUCCAGUGGCAAUUGUAAUAACAAUAAUUGUUUGGAUGGAAUAUGCUGUCACAUAAAUUGAACUUCUCUUUACUAACAUUGUCUGAAAAUAAUUAAUGUUUUAAAACAGCAAUUAUGAAUUGUAUAUUUUGGUUAACAUUGCUGAAUUAUCAAUAAAU
Messenger RNA from Dromaius novaehollandiae (emu), 4445 nucleotides. It is a transcript of the gene FLT3, whose product is annotated as fms related receptor tyrosine kinase 3. NCBI's taxonomy places the organism in Eukaryota, Metazoa, Chordata, Aves, Casuariiformes, Dromaiidae. The transcript has 24 exons. Gene Ontology annotation, molecular function: transmembrane receptor protein tyrosine kinase activity; growth factor binding; ATP binding. Gene Ontology annotation, biological process: cytokine-mediated signaling pathway; B cell differentiation; protein phosphorylation. Bases 19 to 3093 code for a protein of 1024 amino acids. Gene Ontology annotation, cellular component: plasma membrane; signaling receptor complex. The record is from RefSeq and is a predicted model, not a curated record.